AUGGAGUCAGUUAAUUCAGGUCUACACCAGCAGAUAUCCACUCCCUACAGACAACUACAACCACAAGCUGAACAAGCUCUCCAGCAUGGUCAACAUCACCUCAGUCACCAUACUCUUGCAUCUCAGCCUGGUCUCGAUCUGUCGGGUUUGGUCCAAGAUGAUAACAAUUCAGUCUACCCAGACUUGAGGAGCUUGCAGGAUCCAAACACAGGACAUACUGUUGUUCAUCAGUAUCCUUCUCCAGUUCCCUAUGAUCGAAAUAAUGGUCACCAACAGAUGCAUGUUCAAAAUACUGAUAGCCCUCAUACCCCACAGCAGCAACUACAACAACAUCCUGGACCAGGACAAUUUGGUAUCUUGACUGCAGGUCCCCCUCUCCCUCUCCCUCUUCAUCAUAAUACAAUCGGUUGUUUGCAGCAAGGAUUGCAGCAAAGUUUGCAGCAAGAUGAUGAUUUAUUUGGCACACCUGAUGAAUCAGACCAAAAGAGCACUGGACAUCUUUCUCACAAAAUCGUUCCUAAUCCUCCUAAUCUGGAAGCAUGGAGAGAGAAACUGUUUAAUGUUGAUGAGAUGAUCACUCUGAGUGAAGAAGAAUAUAAUACUUAUUUCCCUCAUGUCGACAAUGUUUAUUCUCAUCGAUCUACUCAAAAAUAUAAGCGCAAGCCUUUUGUUUCUCACUAUUGGGAUUGUCGUCUAAAAGGUCGUCCACCUGGAACUGCCAAAUCCGAUGACCCAAACAAAAAGAAGCGGAAGCGGACUGCGAGAGAAAGAGAUCUUUGCGAUGUCAAGAUUAAGAUUACAGAGUACUUUCCAGGUGCUAUGUUGCGAGCAGACUUCCAACCAGAUGGAGGACCAUCAUCAGAUCCAUCCCAAGCCAACAACUAUUUUGCUCAAGCCGGAACGCACCAACAACAAUUUGCCAUUCCUCUGAACAAUAUGAAUAUCCAAUCAAAUCAUCCAGGUGCAACAGGCCAACGUUAUUACACAAUACAACGCGUCAAUGGAAAUGGCGGCAACGGAAAGGGUGAUGGUGUUGCAGGGCCUCAUAAGCAUGAUUUGCAGAGAAGUGAUGAGAUCAAGAAGAAUAGUAUUCUACGAUUUCUUCAAAAGCGAGAGAAGGAAGACAAGAAGACUCAGAAAACUUACCACAAGAGAGCCAGCGGUUUUGCUUUGAACACCGUCAAGAAACAUUCUAAAGAGAAUGAUCUAAAGUUGUUUGCCAGUUGCUUUUGUCCUUUUGUGCAGCGAGUAUGGAUUGCUUUAGAAGCCAAGGGUAUGCAGUAUCAAUACGUUGAAGUUGAUCCAUACAAGAAGCCUCAAUCUUUGUUAGAGGUCAAUCCUAGAGGAUUGGUUCCUGCUAUUCGUCAUGGGGAUUGGGGUUGUGGUGAAAGUACCGUGUUGAUUGAAUACCUCGAAGAUCUUCAAAUUGGUCCACCUCUUCUUCCCCAGGGUGCUCAAGCGAAAGCUCAUUGCAGACUUUGGAGCGACCAUAUUGAUCGUAAAAUCGUCCCCGCGUUUUAUCAACUCCUCCAAUCCCAGGACUUUAAUAAGCAAGCUGAGAAUACCAGAAAACUUCGCGAGGAGAUCUCUCAAAUCGUUGAUGUUUGCGAUCCUCAAGGUCCUUUCUUCCUCGGCCCAACUCUCUCCUACACUGAUAUUCAAUUUGCACCUUGGAUGCUUCGCUGCAGUCGAGUUCUUAAACAUUAUCGAGGUUGGCAGGAUCCUCAACCGGGUAGUCGAUGGGCAAUCUGGUUUGAUGCAGUCGAGAAUAAUGAGUUUGUAAAGGCGACGACGAGUACGGAUGAUUUGUACAUCGAUAGUUAUGAGAGAUAUGCGAUGAACAGACCGAAUACUAGUGAGUUGGCCGACGCGGUUAAUGGGGGAUUUGGUUUACCUUAG
Molecule: messenger RNA, 1899 nt
Organism: Sclerotinia borealis F-4128
Lineage: Eukaryota; Fungi; Ascomycota; Leotiomycetes; Helotiales; Sclerotiniaceae
Source: the annotation of a GenBank genome assembly